GACAAGGAAACCUGCAUGGGUGUCAACAAUCAAAGUUACAUAUGUGAAACGGGCCACUGUUGUGGACAAUCCCAGUGUUGCAACUACUACUAUGAACUCUGGUGGUUUUGGCUGGUGUGGACCAUCAUCAUCAUCCUCAGCUGCUGUUGUGUUUGCCAUCACCGACGCACCAAACAUCGUCUCCAGGCCCAGCAGCGGCAACACGAGAUCAACCUGAUCGCUUACCGGGAAGCCCAUAACUAUUCAGCCCUGCCGUUUUAUUUCCGGUUUUUGCCAAAUUAUUUACUACCUCCCUAUGAAGAAGUGGUGAACCGACCGCCAACCCCCCCGCCACCAUACAGUGCCUUACAUCAGCAGUGCGUUCCAGCAGGCAGCAGUAGCACAAUCCUGGACACGCCAAGAAACCUGCAGCCAGUGCAGAGCAGCUCAGCAGCACCCAGCGGCAAUAACAGCAGUACUGACAUCACCGGGUCCCCCAGCCACGGGAACCCCGAGCCUUCCACCACCACGUUGGUCGAGCGAGCAGUUGCCAAAAUGCAAAGCGUUGAGCCUGGCGGUACCAGCAUGGGAGCUGAGCUAGUGGAGAGGGCCGGGCCCGAUAAGGAUUUGGAGUGCAAGGAGGAACUGCUAAAAGGUUACAGCUCUGAGAGCUUAGAGCAGAGCAGCGCCAUUCCCGACGUGAAGGACAAGACGCCGGGCAGGCAGCGCCGUUUCACUGGCGACUCGGGCAUCGAAGUCUGCGUAUGCAACCGGGGCCAUCACGACGAUGACCUCAAGGAGUUUGAUGGGCUCAUCGACGAUGCUCUGGAUGGGCCUCUGGACUUCUGUGACAGCUGUAGCGGCCACCCCCAUGGGGAUGAGGAGGAAGGGCUUUUUAAUGCCGCAGAGGAGCAGCACCGCGAACACAGCCACCACCACCUGCCCCGGCAGCCAGUGUGUGUACUCUUGAACACAAUAAAUGAGCAGGACUCUCCAAACUCUCGUACCAAUAACUCCCCCAGCUAAGGUGGCAGAGUGGAAGGGAGAAUCUGGGGAAAAAAAGCAAAGAAAUAAAAGUGGAAUAAGAGGAUUAAAACUUUAACAGGAGGAAAAGGUGAUACAACCUUCUUUUUUUUAGUUUCUUUUUCUUUCUCCCCAUCCAAUAUAAUUCGGGGACUAGUCCCUGAAGGCCCGGCUUGUGGGGGACGGGUCGCUCUGGGUUUUGUUGAUUGUGUCUGUCCUGCUCUGCAGGGCAGGGACUGAUGUUUCUCAAUGAGACCUUCUAACAAAUGGGACUUUCCCAAUGGUGAUUUUGGUGAUGGUUAUUAUGAGUUUGUUGGUUUUAGUUUUACAAAACACUGCUUUAUCUCGCAAUCAGUAAAGCUCAGCAAAUCUCACCCUGGGAGGAUACAAAAUCACCAUAAGGCUUCAACCUCCAGGUGUCUUCCCGGAAGCAAGCAGCUUCUGACAGUGCCAGCAGUCAGUAGCCCAAGAGUUCUGGUUUGAUAUAAUGCUCUUGAGGCAUUGGGGAUUUCUUUUCAUUUUAGCUUUUUUUUUUUUUUUUUCUCUUUUGUGUUAAGUUUUCCUGAAGCUGAUGAAUGCCUGAACACAUCAGCCCUAUCAUCUCUGGUGCUUCAGUGUUUAAGAUAGCAGGUAGGAAAUUUUCCACUUGAAGCUGGUGACUGAAGGACCAGUUUCUUC
Pterocles gutturalis (yellow-throated sandgrouse) is the source of this 1680-nucleotide messenger RNA. It is a transcript of the gene WBP1L, whose product is annotated as WW domain binding protein 1-like. The record is from RefSeq and is a predicted model, not a curated record. Lineage: Eukaryota; Metazoa; Chordata; Aves; Pterocliformes; Pteroclidae. The annotation marks the transcript as partial. The transcript has 3 exons.